GACUCUUACUACAAUCUUCACAGUCAUCUUAGCCUGGCAUUAAUCACAAUGUUUAUAAAGUACGCGCAGUAACGGCCAGUGCACUUGUGGCUUACACGUUGUAUCGUCAAGAGAAACAUUGUUGAAUAGAAACCGCUUUUCAUUUGCGCUUCGUAAAACACACAGUUGGUACACAGUUCAUUUUUAUGAUGCUGCGAAUCACGAGUGUCAUCGUUUUUUGCGUUUUAUUAAGCGAGGCGCAUAAGUUCAGCGAUGCGCAAGUGAAUCUCAAUAAAUAUUGGAAGGAAUUUCAAGAAUUUCUUAAAUGGAAGAGAACAAAGCAACUGAACGAAUAUAGUGUUGACUUUCUGACGCAUGCGAUCGGAUUCGAUGAUCGAGAAUCUCAAAGGACUAAUAACAGAGCCAUACAAGAUCUACCACCGAAAGAUCAAAUAGCUUUAGUGGCGAGAUACGUCGUUAAUCAAGCUGAUUGGGCAGCCGUAGCGACAAUAAGCACGCGAAAGGAUAUUGAAACGUUUCCCGUUGCGAAUUUAAUCUCUAUCGGCGAUGGACCUAUUGGAAAUGGCACUGGAGAGCCGUAUAUGUAUCUCACUCCUCUUGACUACACCGCUCAAGAUCUUGCCAAGGAUCACCGCGCAACUAUCCUAGUAUCAUUAGCACAAGGAAACUAUUGCAAAGAUAAACAAUGGGAUCCAAUGGACCCGCGAUGUGCUAGAGUUCUAUUAAGUGGAAAAAUUGUAGCAGUGAAAAACGAUACUACAGAACAUGAGACAGCAAAACAAUUAUUUUUCGGUCGUCAUCCGAAAUUGCAAAAUAUGCCCGCAGAUCAUGGAUUCUUUUUUGCCAAAUUAAAAAUAUUUGCGAUCGCUUUGUUGAACAACUUUGGUGGACCAAAAUAUAUUUCCGUAGAAGAUUAUUUUAAUCCGCCGUUGACUAAUCGCGGAUAAAUUACAUGAACGCUUACGGAAUCAGCGUGUCUAAUACACAAAUUCUGCCAUAUUAAUACAUUUUUUGAAUUUCAAUAAUUGUGUGAGGUAUUGCGCUUUCACAGGAAGAGAUUUUAUAAAAAAAUUAAAAAUGAGCACGCACGCACACACACACACACACACACACACACACACACACACACACACACACACACAAAAUCAUAUAUAUAUAUAUAAUUAUUAUGAAAAGCGCUGAUGCUUAUUAUUAAUAAUUGAUAUAAAUCGAUUGUACGUGCAAAUUAAUAAAUUCUUUGAUUAUCACA
Messenger RNA from Cataglyphis hispanica, 1249 nucleotides. RefSeq names its product protein CREG1 (gene CREG). The transcript is spliced from 5 exons. NCBI's taxonomy places the organism in Eukaryota, Metazoa, Arthropoda, Insecta, Hymenoptera, Formicidae. The coding region runs from base 186 to 947 and encodes 253 amino acids. The record is from RefSeq and is a predicted model, not a curated record.